Messenger RNA from Eriocheir sinensis (Chinese mitten crab), 858 nucleotides. RefSeq lists its product as uncharacterized. The coding region runs from base 1 to 858 and encodes 285 amino acids. NCBI's taxonomy places the organism in Eukaryota, Metazoa, Arthropoda, Malacostraca, Decapoda, Varunidae. The transcript has a single exon. The record is from RefSeq and is a predicted model, not a curated record.
AUGGACCAGACGGUCCCGCUCAAGGUCGCAUCAGCCGGCCCCGCCCCCUGCCCAGGCAACAUUGGCCUCUCCAGCUCACUUCCCCAGCCUCCCGCCACCAAGCGCCUCUCAGGCGGCCUCUACUGCCUCCACCCUAACACCCGCCCGGCCUCGUCUCCCAGCUGCACCUCCACCUCGACACCUGUCCCGCCUUCCCGCCCAACCUCCACCUCGGGCUCCUCCCCGCAACAGGUGCAACCAGCUUCCACACUGUCUCCACCUCCUCUGCCUCAACGCGGGCGUCGACAGAGGAACCGCAGGUCGCAGCCCCCCCCGAGCGCACAGACUGCACCACCGUCCACACCACCCGGCUACGUCCUUGUGACAAAGACAACGCUCGAGGGAAUGCUGGCAAGCUUUGCCCUUGCCCUGACCGGCCUCCUCCAGCUCACGCCCAACGAGGCGGCCCUGCGGGUAAUAGCGAAGGCGACAGUGGAGGAGCACUUUCCCGACCUCGCAGGCCCCUCCACCACACCCGCCCCACCACCUCCAGUGCCUCAGGGCCCCGCUCCCCCACCUGCCAAGACCCGAGCAUCCGAGCCCCUUCCUCCUCCCGUAGAGGUAACGGAGAUGGAGGCCGACGAAUGCCACCAGCCUCCCCAGCCAGGCGUACCUCCAGCCAAGGCACCGUUGAAGGCGGUGCACUGGACAAUGGGACGCAAAACGACCCGCUCCCACAUCCCGGUGCGCACAGUCCCGCCGCGCUCCUGCGUCCCACAGCCCAAGCGGAGGGUGGAGCAGAGGCGCCGCGGCCCUGCGCCCGCCCUCGCGACGGCCCCCGUGUCCACCCCGGCGCCGUCCGCGAGGGGCGGCCGCUGA